Messenger RNA from Paramisgurnus dabryanus, 3639 nucleotides. Lineage: Eukaryota; Metazoa; Chordata; Actinopteri; Cypriniformes; Cobitidae. The record is from RefSeq and is a predicted model, not a curated record.
AUGGCCUCUCAUGGCUGCCGACAUUGCCAAUCAGCAAUGGACCCUCGAGAUGGGCAUAGGGAAUGCCCUUCAUGCCUGGGGAUGGCACAUUUAAGAGAGGAUGUGGAUAAUCCCUGCAGUGCGGCUUGUGACCUACCCAGAGAGGAACGAAUUCACCGUGCUAAGGGAGCAGGCAGUUCUGUACCUGAGCACAGUAAGGAGAGGGAACGCUCAUCAGACAGGCAUAGUCGUAAGCGUCCUCAUAAGCACUCACAUGAUCGCCAUGAACCGCAUAAAUCAAGACAUGAGAAAGUGGUGGAUAUGGCUAAACGCCCAACUCCUGCUCCACCAGCAGAGAGUGGAAACAAAGACACUCAACUGGAGAUCCUGGCUGCUAUUCAGAGUUUAGUGCAGAGGAUGGACCGAAUUGAAGCUCGUCACUCAGCUUCACCAUCACUACCUCCUGGUCAGGAAUACGUUCCUCCACCUGCACAGCAGGGUAAUCCUGAAACUGAUGCAGAGGAGGCUGAUGUAUUAUCUCUUCUGGCUCCCUACUCACUGGUUGAUGAUGCACAGCAGGCAGAAGGAGAGAGCCAAGGAGAAGGACCCCAUUCAGAUUCUGCCGAAGUGGAUGGCGAAUCAACGGGAAGAGACGAUUUUCCAGCAAAUACUCUUGUUGCUAGAGUAAUAAGUGCAGCAAAAAUUCUUUGUUUGCAGCCUUCUGUGCCUGACCCAUCUCCUGUCGGGGGUAUCUGGGAAGGCAUACCUCAGACUAAUUUUCCAUCUUGCAUUCCAGUAGCAGAUGAUUAUACCUCAAUGUUGAGGACAGCAUGGAAGAAACCAUCUCAAAAGCCCCAAUUUAAUGCAGGCUGCAGACGUUUGGCCAAUGCCAGUUACCCAAAAGAAACGGGACUGGGGGACAUGCCACCAGUAGAACAGGAAAUAGCAUCCUGGACAACUUUGGGACCAGCCUAUACAUCUGCUAACCCUCGCUGUCCCAAAAAGGAGUGUGCGAAAACUGACCGUCUGAUCUCACGAUCCUUUAAUGCCACUGCACGUGCAGCUCGUACAGGCAAUGCUUUGGCUAUCCUCUUGGCAGCCUUACGGAAAACAGUAAGUGCAGAAGACCAGGAUUCUAGGAACCUUGUUGAUUCUGCUCUGGCGGCUCACUCACAAUUGACACGAGAUGUGGGGGAGGCGAUGUCUUCGGCUGUUUUAUGUCGUAGGCAGAUUCCCAGGAGGUGCUGGAUAGGGCUGAGCGCUCCAUCACAACAAGAGAAGCGGUCCAGCGAGCUUGUCGUAAACCAGCUCCAGUCUUCAGACCGAGGUCAAGAGAAACACAAAGGCCGCAGCAACCUGCUUGGUCUAGACACACAAGUGACAAUCCUGUUAGUGUUCCGGGGCAGAGCUUUCAUGGCCAAAGACAAAAUCCUGCCCCGUAUCCCCAGAGGAGAUUUCAGUCCCGCGGGGGAGCUCAUCAGAGAGGUUCACGAAGGGGUGCAGGACGUAAUGGUGGACCUGCAUAGGGGUCAGGGGCCGACCGUCGACUGUUCUUCUCAACUUUCACGGGCCAGUUGGGAGAGAGUGGUCUCAGACCAGUGGGUUUUAUCCACAAUAACUCACGGGUAUCGGCUACAGUUUCGACGGCGCCCCCCCAUUUUCAAGGGUCAGAAUGACCACUGUCAAGGACCCACUAUGGGAGCCCGUAUUGAGGGAAGAGGUACAAGCUCUUUUGCAAAAAGGAGCAAUCGCAAAAGUGCCCUUCAACGCACAACAGACUGGGUUUUAUUCCACCUAUUUCAUAAUUCCAAAAAAAGACGGGGGUCAUCGCCCCAUUCUGGAUCUCAGGCACCUCAACCAGUACUUAAAAAUUCUUCCAUUCAAGAUGAUUCAUACAAAGAUGGUAAUGCAGUCCAUAGGUGCAGGAGAAUGGUUCACAUCUCUGGAUUUAAAGGACGCAUAUUUCCAUAUUCCAAUUUGUCCAGAGCACAGGCCUUUUCUCCGCUUUGCUUUUCAAAACCAGGCUUUUCAGUUCCAGGUUCUACCAUUCGGCCUGUCUUUGGCACCAAGAGUCUUUACUCGGGUGAUCUCAGCUGCCCUAGCCCCCCUUCAGCUGCGCGGUAUCAAAAUCCUGCCAUAUCUGGACGAUUGGUUAAUUUGUGCUCCUUCUCGAGAGCAGGGGAUCAGGAACACAGAGGAGGUACUAGCUCACAUUCAGUUCCUGGGGUUCACAGUGAACUGGGAAAAGAGCAGUCUCCAGCCUCAGCAGCAGGUGAAAUUCCUAGGGCUAUAUUUCAACUCCAUAACAAUGAAAGCAUGUCUCACUCCCCAGAGAAUAGACAGCCUACAGAAAGCGUUACGUCACUUCCAGAAAGGGAAGCUUGUAACCGCUCACAGAGUUCAGAAGCUUGUAGGACUGUUGGCGGCAGCAUCAGUGGUGAUUCCCUUAGGCCUACUAAGGACACGCCUGAUACAGAGAUGGUUGAAUUCUUUUCAUCUUCAUCCAAAGAAGGACAGAAGAAGGAGGCUGCGGGUGACAAAGGCCUGCAUGCGGGCCUUACUUCAUUGGAGGGACAAGGACUUUCUCUGCAGGGGAACCCCACUGGGCAAUCUUCCUCACAGAAGAUCAGUGGUGACAACAGAUGCAUCACUGACAGGUUGGGGAGCUGUUUGGGAAGGCAGGUCAGUAAGGGGCAAAUGGGAUCACCCUUGGUCAUCAGAACACAUAAAUGUGCUCGAACUGAGAGCUGUUCACCUCGCUCUUCAGGGUCUGUUACCAUUUCUACGCUACAAGCAUGUGCUAGUGAGAACGGACAGCACCUCAGUAGUUUACCACAUAAAUCACCAAGGAGGGACAAGGUCACUACGUUGUCUCCAGGUAGCAACGAACCUACUGACAUGGUCAUGGCCGCAGCUGUCCUCACUGAGGGCAAUACACAUCCCGGGUGUGACAAACAGAGCAGCCGACAUUCUGUCCAGAACAGGGCCUCUCCCAGGAGAGUGGCGGUUGAACACGGAGGUAAUAGCCCAAAUUUGGACCCGAUAUGGGACAGCUCACAUAGAUCUCUUUGCCUCCAGGGAGACAACCCAUUGCCAGGGAUGGUACUCCCUCACGGUACAAGAGGGCAGUUUAGGCCUGGAUGCACUAUCACAAGAGUGGCCGACAGGCUUAUUAUAUGCUUUUCCCCCCUUUCCUCUGAUUUGCCAAGUCCUCCAGAGGAUCAGGGAGAGUCAUUGCACAGUUUUACUAGUUGCUCCACGGUGGCCGGGAAGACCAUGGUUCCCAGACCUAGUUCAGCUGAUUCAGGGUUCCCCGUGGCAACUCCCAUCACGGGCGGAUCUCCUAUCCCAAAUAGACGGGCAGAUUUGGCAUCCAAACCCGAUGGCACUACAAUUAUGGGUAUGGCCUCUGCAGAGUCCAUCACUCAACCACUAGAUGAAACGAUUCCUACAGGCUCAACUGGAUCAAGGCAAAGCAGCCAGUACAAUCAGGGUUUAUGCUUCAUCUAUUUCAGCAUCUCAUGGGGGAGUGGAUGGCCAACCAAUAGGCCGACAUCCCUUGGUAGGUCAGUUCCUGAAGGGAGCUCGUCGCUUAUGUCCAAACCGCUCUUUGCGGGUACCCAAUUGGGAUUUGCCUUUUGUACUAGACUCUCUCACUAG